Molecule: messenger RNA, 1266 nt
Organism: Purpureocillium lilacinum
Lineage: Eukaryota; Fungi; Ascomycota; Sordariomycetes; Hypocreales; Ophiocordycipitaceae
Source: RefSeq, a predicted model, not a curated record
AUGGAACUCCUCGAACUCGUCGAGUACGAGCCUACGACUCGUCCCUUUCAGUGCGACUGGGAAACCUGCAACAAGGCAUGUCCUCAGUCCCGAUGGCACAGCCGCCCAGCGCUUGCUAACCUCGCACAGAGCUUCAACCGCAAGUCAGACCUCCAAAGGCACUACAGGAUACACACCAAUGAGCGCCCUUACACCUGCUCUACUCCCGGCUGUGGAAAGAGCUUUAUCCAGAGGAGUGCUCUGACAGUACACAUCCGAACACAUACCGGCGAGAAGCCUCACCAGUGCCAGCACAUCGGCUGCGGAAAGAGGUUCUCUGAUUCUUCUAGUCUUGCCCGCCACCGACGUAUUCACACCGGAAAGCGCCCGUACAAGUGCGCACACGAUGGCUGCCUGAAGAGCUUCUGCAGAAAGACGACCAUGGUCAAGCACCAGCGGCGGUCUCACCAGCGCGGGCUGCAUCCCAACGAGUUGAUGGACGACUGCACUUCAGAAUCAGACGGUUGCGAGUCGCCCCCCACUCCCACACAGUCCUCUGUAUCCUGGCCAGGACACGGCCCGAUGGGCUCGCACCCAUCCUUGGCUCAAGCCCACGCCAUGCACCGAGCCGCCUCGUUCGCCGACUUUGGCCAACACAUGAGCUACAACAUGGCUCAACAGAUGCCUCAUCGGCACAGCGUCGCUGGCGAGGGACAAGAGUACCACUCGCCCGCGCCUCACGGUCAGCCGCAGGGCAUCCAGAUGGUACACCGCACGGCCAGCAUGCCUCAGCACUACUAUGUUAUUGAGCAGAGCAACCCGGGAAUCGCUACCAUGAAUACCACAAGCGUUCAGCAAGCCUACAUUCCUCGGCAACACGUCGAGCGAACCAACGUUGAGAUUCCCUACUCGGCAGGCAGCGUCGCCUCCUUGAGCAGCAGCCCGGGCAGCUUUUCGCCGGCCUCAGGAAACAGCCCGACUAUCCCGGAAACCAUGUACACGCAUCAACCUUCGCAGGCACCGUCAUAUGCCAUUCAGACUGCUUCACCUGUGGACCAGCAGCCUCCGAUGGUGCAAUACUCGCAGCAGAUUCCGGCGAACAUGCCCGCACAAGCGCCACAGCAGCAAGCCGAGGCUUGGUACCAGUACCAAGCCCCGGUAGAGGUCGCAACCAUCGGCCAGCUUCCGCCUUUUGGGUCAGGGGUGUACGACCUGUACGGGGGCCCGAAGAUCGAAUUCGACGACCCAACGAUGCAGCUUCCCAGCAGCCGCAUCGAGACAAUGUGA